CCCUUAAUUCCUCCAAACAAUCAUACUCUUCUCUUCCCUUCCAACAAAUUACAGACGUGUAUGUUCCUGUCUUCUUACUCCAAAUAACCCCCCCUCCCCAAUGACAUCCCCCACCGCCAACUAUUUUCCUCCACCCUAUUUCCUUACUACUCUCUCUCUCUUUCUACCCCCUACCUCUUUUUCUUCUUCUUCUUCCAUCAUACCUAAUUCUCUCUCCUCCUAAAUUCCAUGGCAAAACUCGUCGUUGAAGUUCUUGAUGCCAGUGAUCUCAUGCCUAAAGAUGGCCAUGGAAGCGCUAGCCCCUUCGUAGAGGUUCAAUUUGAUGAGCAACACCAAAGAACUUCCACUAAGCCUAAAGAUCUCAAUCCUUCUUGGAAUGAAAAGCUUGUUUUCAACAUCAAGAAUCCCAGAGACCUUCCCAACCAAACAAUUGAGGUUUUCGUCUACAAUGAUAACAAACAAGGCCACCACAAGAAUUUUCUCGGAAGGGUUCGGAUUUCUGGCAUGUCCGUUCCCUUUUCCGACCAUGAAGCCGUCGUCCAGAGGUACCCCCUUGAUAAAAGAGGUAUCUUUUCUCACGUGAAGGGUGAUAUUGCUUUGAAGAUAUAUUCCUCUGUGCAUGGGGGUGUUGAUGGAGUUCAGUCUUUUGAGCCACUGGAGCAAGUUUUCCAGCAGCACCUGGAUGCUGUGGACAGUCAUUACAAUCAUCAUCCCAAUAAACCCACAGAGACUGCUCCUGCUCCGUUGCAGGAGAUCAAUCCUAAUAAGUUUGAUGAUGAGCAUUACUACAAGAGAAGCCAUGAGAAAAACAAGAAAAAAAAGAAGGAGAAAGAGGUGAGGACUUUUUACUCUGUGGGGAGUACUGCUUCCGCAGGAGGGGGCCCCCCACCCCCGCCGGCUGAGAAGCCGGUUUUCGUGGAAACUCGGAGUGAUUUUGCCAAGUCUGGAGCAGCACCUGCAGCUACUGUAAUGCAAAUGCAAUUUCCAGGACAGAAGCCUGAGUAUGGGGUGGUGGAGACUAGGCCUCCUUUGGCUGCAAGAAUGGGGUAUUGGGGAAGGGACAAAACUGCAAGCACUUAUGAUUUGGUCGAGCAGAUGAAUUUUCUGUAUGUACAUGUUGUAAAAGCUAAGGAUCUACCUGUGAUGGACAUAUCAGGAAGUCUGGAUCCCUACGUUGAGGUGAAAGUUGGAAACUACAAAGGUGUGACUAAGCACUUGGAGAAGAAUCAGAAUCCCGUCUGGAAUAGCGUUUUUGCCUUUUCAAAGGAGAGACUGCAAACCAAUUUGGUUGAAGUUACUGUGAAGGAUAAGGAUAUCGGGAAGGAUGAUUUUGUGGGGAAAGUCUUAUUUGAUAUAGCAGAAGUGCCUCAGCGGGUGCCACCGGAUAGUCCACUGGCUCCUCAGUGGUACAAAUUGGUGGACAAGAAAGGGGAGAAAAUCAACCAGGGGGAGAUUAUGCUUGCAGUUUGGAUGGGGACACAGGCUGAUGAAGCCUUCCCCGAGGCUUGGCACUCUGAUGCUCACAGCGUAAGCCAGCAAAGCCUUGCCAAUACGAGGUCAAAAGUAUAUUUCUCGCCGAAAUUGUAUUAUCUCCGAGCCCAUAUGAUCGCAGCCCAAGAUCUGGUGCCAUCAGAUAAAGGGCGGCAACCGGAUACUUUUGUGAGGGUGCAGCUGGGGCAUCAGAUGCGGGUCACCAGGCCUUCACCAAUGAAGCACAUUAAUCCAGAGUGGAAUGAGGAGCUUAUGUUUGUGGCAUCUGAGCCUUUCGAUGAGUACAUAAUUAUCAGCGUGGAAGACAGAAUUGGACCAGGCAAAGAUGAAGUGAUAGGAAGGAUUAUCAUACCAGUUAGAGAAGUUCCACAGAGAAUCGAAACUGCUAAGCUGCCUGAUGCCCGUUGGUUUCCUCUCCAAAAGCCAUCUGUGGCAGAGGAAGAAGGGGAGAAGAAAAAAGAGUUGAAAUUUGCCAGCAGAAUUCUUCUUCGGCUCUGCAUAGAUUCCGGUUACCAUGUCCUGGAUGAGUCCACCCAUUUCAGCAGUGAUCUUCAGCCAUCAUCCAAGCAUCUGAGAAAGCCCAGCAUUGGACUUCUUGAAGUUGGCAUUUUGAGUGCUAGAAAUCUGCUGCCAAUGAAGAGCAAGGAUGGUAAGAUGACGGAUGCUUAUUGUGUGGCCAAGUACGGUAACAAAUGGGUUCGGACCAGAACACUUUUAGACACUCUGCAUCCUCGGUGGAAUGAGCAGUACACUUGGGAAGUGUACGAUCCUUGCACCGUGAUAACUAUUGGUGUCUUCGACAAUUGCCACAUCAAUGGCAAGGAUGACGCAAGGGAUCAAAGGAUUGGAAAAGUGAGAAUUAGGCUCUCCACCUUAGAGACGGAUCGAAUUUACACCCACUCAUACCCCUUAUUGGUUCUUACCCCCUCGGGUUUGAAGAAGCAUGGGGAGCUCCACCUGGCAAUACGUUUCAGUUGCACUGCUUGGGUGAACAUGGUGGCACAAUAUGGGAAGCCGUUGCUACCCAAAAUGCAUUAUGUUCAGCCAAUAUCGGUUAGGCACAUUGAUUGGCUCCGACACCAGGCAAUGCAGAUAGUGGCUGCAAAAUUGUCCAGGGCUGAGCCACCGCUUAGAAGGGAGAUAGUGGAGUAUAUGUUGGAUGUUGAUUACCAUAUGUGGAGCCUUAGGAGAAGCAAAGCCAACUUCUUCCGCAUAAUGUCACUCCUUUCUGGGAUAUCGUAUGUGUGCAGAUGGUUCGAUGGCAUUUGUUACUGGAAAAACCCCCUGACCACAAUCCUUGUGCAUGUGCUCUUUCUGAUACUAGUAUGCUACCCCGAGCUGAUUCUGCCUACAAUUUUCCUCUACCUGUUUGUCAUUGGGUUGUGGAACUAUCGGUUUAGGCCCAGAGUUCCACCACACAUGGAUGCUCGUCUUUCUCAAGCCGAAAACACACAUCCAGAUGAACUAGAUGAGGAAUUCGACACAUUUCCAACUUCUCGGCCAACUGACAUUGUGAGGAUGAGAUACGACAGGUUGCGAAGCGUGGCAGGAAGAGUUCAAACAGUGAUUGGAGAUUUGGCAACACAAGGGGAAAGGGCGCUUUCCAUAUUGAGCUGGAGGGACCCGAGGGCGACAGCCAUCUUUAUUAUAUUUUCAUUGAUCUGGGCUGUAUUUCUGUAUGUGACACCAUUCCAGGUGGUGGCAGUGCUAAUUGGUCUAUACAUACUGCGGCAUCCCCGGUUCAGGAGCAAGAUGCCAUCAGUACCUGUGAAUUUCUUCAAGAGACUACCAGCCAGGACAGACUCCCUUCUGUGAGUGAGAUCAAAAGCAGAAGAGAAUUUAUAAUUUGGUAAAUAAGUUGAAAUAAAAGAAUGUGCAGCAGAAGCAACCAACAGUUGCUGGAUAUCCAUCCAAUUUAAUUAUGUAUUCAGAUCAAUUUUCCUUGUUCAUGAUUUUGAUAAUAUAUUCAAUGUUUUAUUGAAAGA
This is a messenger RNA of Sesamum indicum (sesame), 3476 nucleotides long. Its product is annotated as FT-interacting protein 7. Lineage: Eukaryota; Viridiplantae; Streptophyta; Magnoliopsida; Lamiales; Pedaliaceae. The record is from RefSeq and is a predicted model, not a curated record.